Molecule: messenger RNA, 1304 nt
Organism: Thamnophis sirtalis
Lineage: Eukaryota; Metazoa; Chordata; Lepidosauria; Squamata; Natricidae
Source: RefSeq, a predicted model, not a curated record
GACAGGGAAAAUCGGCACUAUGCUACUGAUGUUAUUCUGCUGCAGUAAUGUGGUCUCUAAGGGAACCUGUGCUGUGUGCAUAUACUGCCCAGCCAGGCUCUUCUGUAGCCCACUGCCUGCCUUGCUGCUGCUGCUGCUUUCAAAUGGAGGCUUCUGCUGAUGUAGCAAGCAGAAUUCUGCACUCGGGCACCUCUUUCCCCAUCGUUUGGUAGCGUCAACUUGCUUUUAUUUCUUGCUUCCAACUUCAGGUCCAUUGUUCCUGUCUGAAAAGAUUUUGACCUUUGUCUUUGUGGCAAAAUAAUUAGUACACCGAUAAGAAGCAAUUCCCAUCUCAUACCUUGGAAAUGCACUAACAGAAGAGGUGCAUUUUGAAAAAAGUUGACCGGUUGAAUGGUGAACAAAUGGUGGGCAUUUGGAAGCAUUGCAAGGAUUUUUUGCUGUUUAUGGUGAAGCAGAUCCCUCACUUUUCUGGUGAAUCCCUUAAGAUGGAAAGCAGGCUGGCUGAUGCUGAAAUGAUUGUUUGAUUGUCUGGCCUACUUGAAAGUACAGAGUUGGACUCUUGUGUGCAUACACAAAUCAUUUGGACUACUUUGUUUUGCAAUUCUUCAGCUUUCCCACUGAUAGUCCAGUCAGAAAAUGAAUUUGGAAGAAAACUGAUGAAUCCAAUGCAGUGAGAGGCUUGGAAAACAGAGACGGGACCAAAGAACAAUUAUUUCACUGAACAAUUUCAGAUGGAGGUGGAGGCAGACGAGAAGCGCCAUCGCACACGCUCCAAAGGUGUUCGAGUUCCCGUGGAACCAGCCAUACAAGAACUCUUCAGCUGCCCUACUCCUGGCUGUGAUGGCAGUGGUCAUGUUAGUGGCAAAUAUGCAAGACACAGAAGUGUUUAUGGCUGUCCUUUGGCCAAAAAAAGAAAGACGCAAGAGAGGCAGCCCCAAGAACCUGCCCCCAAAAGAAAACCAUUUGUGGUUAAAACGGACAACUCCUCCGUAGAUGAAUGCUAUGAAACAGACGGGACCGAAGAAAUGGACGAUAAAGAAGAGGACGAGGAAGAGGAGGAGGAGGAGGAGGAAGAGGACUACUCUGAUGAUAACGAAGAACAAGGUGAUGAGGAAGAGGAGGAUGAAGAAGUAGAUAGGGAAGAAGGUACUCUUGGCAUUGCAAUAGGAAACUUCCCUUUGGGAAAUUUGAACAAACAGCUUUGCUUAGAGAAGGGACCCACAUUAAAUAUAUUUUGGUUCUUUGAGACUUGGAUGUUGUGUACUUUAGCUGACUUAAAAAAUGAAGGAGAUCGAUAUACGUAG